AUGGCCCAUAUCCUUAUUGAUUGGCUCAAUAAUGAUGUUCAGCUAUCAAAAAAGAUUGAAUCAAGUCAAAAUUUAGCUGGUGAAUUUGCAACAGGUUAUCUUGUUGGUGAAAUUCUUUCUAAAUAUGGUUUACAAGAAGAUUUUCCUCAAUUUAGUACAAGCAACAAUUCUAUAUCACAAUUAAAUAAUUUUACAAGAAUUGAACGAACACUUCAUUUACUUGGUAUACCAUUUAAUACAAAUCAUGCACGUCAAAUAAUGACUAUGGAAAAAGGUGCUGUACAACAAUUAUUAUAUCAACUUUAUACAGCUUUAAAUCGUAAAAAGAAACGAAAUUUAACUGGUACAGCAAUGGAAACUAUGACAGCACCAGCAACAAAAAUUUUAGCACAAGCAGAAACACAACAAUAUCAAAAUUUAAUUAAAAAAAGAACAGAACGAGGAUGUGAUCUUAGUUUACAGGAACUUGUUAAUAAACAUGAACAAUUCAAAGCUCGACAAGAUGAAAUUAUUAAUAAACAAAAAUAUGAAGAUGAUGAAGGAAAAAGACAAGAACUUGAAUCAAAACGACAAUAUCUACUCAAUCGUUCGAAAGAAAAACGAGCUAAAGAUGCUGAAUUAGAAGCUAGAAUUAAAUCAAAACAACAAGAUCUUGGUUAUGAGCUCGAAAUUGAGCCAAUGCCAGCCAGUGUAGUUAUGAUACCAAAAACUCCACCACUAUUUACUAAACAAGCAUUGGAAAAGAAACGAAAAUUAAAGAAAGAAGUCGAAUCGCAGGAUACAAUGAAUGAUAUUCGUCGAUUUGAAAGACGUGUUUUACAACAUUCAGAAUUUGAUGAUGAUGAAGGUUUUGAUGAAAAUCCACCAGGAGAGUCGAUGAAUGUUUCGGAUAUGGAAUUAUCAUCACCUUAUGAACAAGAAGCUUUAAGUAGUAAAAUUGGUGCAACAUCUUCGCAGGAAUUAGUUGCUUAUACAAAACCAUUACAAGCCGGUCAAGUUGAUCCAUAUAUACUUGAAAUUCGACGUCGUCUUCAAGAAGAUAUUCAUGCAAGACGUGAACGAGAAAAACGUCGUCGAAAAGUUUUAGUUGAUCAACUUCGUGCACUUGAAGCUAUUGAAGAUUCGAAACGUGAAGAAUCACUUGUUAGUCAUUUACUUCGUCAGUCUCAAUUUGAACGUCGUCUUGCUGUUGAAUUAUUACAAACUCGACAUGAAAAAGAUGUUUUACGUCAUAAUCGUAUUUCACAUGAGAAAGAACUUGAAAUUCGUCGAAAACAAGAUUUUAUUGAAGCGAUGGAUCGUGAAGCGGAAUUAGCACGAUUAACUCGAUUAGAAUAUGCUGAACAAAUACGAAAAGAUAAAGAAUUACAUGAUAUUAUUCAAGCUGAAAAAGCUGAAGCUAUACAUACAGAUAAUGUUGAUUUUUGCAUACAUAUUACUUGGCAAAUGGUUGAUUUUGCCUUAAAAAUAGGAGAAUAUCGGCAAUUAACUGAAAAUUUAAUACCAGCUAAAGUAUGGCGUGAAUGGAAUGCAUUAUUUGUUAGUGAUCGACCAUUUUUUGAUGAUGAAAAACGUAUUACAGCAGAAGAACAAGCUGAAAUCGAUCAACAAAAUCAAAAACUUCAUGCUCAAACAGUUUUACAAGAAGAAAGUUUGAAAAUUUUAGAUGAAGGUGAUUUUAAUGAAUAUCGAAAUAUGAUUGGUGAAUGGGAACCACCAGCAGGUAGUCAAAGUGCAAUAACAAUUACACAUGUACCACCUAUGGAUAAUCCUAUUUUUGGUUAUGUUAUUAAUCGUUUACAUAAUAAUAUACAUCCACCAGCUGCAAAACUUCCAGCACCAUUAUUUCCAGCAUUUGGUCUUAAAAUUAUUGUUCUUGGAAAAUCGUUUGCGGGAAAAUCAUCGGCACUUAAACGAUAUAGUGACGAAACUGGUGUAACAAUUGUUAACAUUGAACAAUUAUUUCAUGAAGCUGUAGAAGCAUUUAAUAACAAUGAAAUGGAUGAUGAAGAAGCUGAUAAUGAUAUUGAAAUGGAUAAUUCUACAAGAAUUGAUCAUGAUAAUGUACCUAUUUCUCAUGAAAAGCCAUCGGGUGAUCAUCUAGGUAAAAAUCUAACAUAUUAUAUAAAUAUUGAAAAUGACGAUAUUUUUGAUCUAUUCAAAAAAUCAGAAGAUAAUACUAAUCUUUCAUCAUGUUUACAAUCAUUUGCUACUAAUUAUCAUAGAUUUAAUACGAAUACUAAUUCAAAAAAAAAGAGAAAAAAGAAAAAAUCUAAUAAAAUCAAGAAGAAAACGAAAUUAAAACAAACACAUAAAUUAUUUUAUACUUCAUCAAAUACAUCUUUCUCAGGUACAACAAAUACUCUUGAAUAUCCACCAGCACCUGCUCCUACACUUGAUAAUCUUACAGAUACUACCAAUACUGAAGUAUCAAAUAAUACGAAAAAUAAAAUGGAUAAACUUAGUGAUCGUGCUAAACUUGGUUCAAUUAUUCAUCAAUCAAUAAAACUUGGUGAAUCAUUAAGUGAUCGUAUGGCUGUAGAAUUAAUUGUUGAACGUCUUCGACGAAUUCCCGAUGGUGAAGGUUGGAUUAUUGAUGGAUUUCCAACAACAUAUGAUCAACUUAAAUUACUUGAAAAUGCUCUAGCAAAUUAUGAAGAAGAACAACCAAAAGGAUUCAAUCCACUUUUAGCACCUAAUCCACGUCCACCACCACCCACCGACCCAUAUAAAUCAAUUAUUGAUCUUGUUGUUCUUUUUCAUGUUUCAAAUGAAAUUGUUAUUCGACGUGCAGCUGGACGUUCAUUUGCUCCAUUAGCUAAUCAAGAAUUUCAUGAACAAUAUAAUCCACCACCAGGUGGUUCAGCAACAGGAUUUAAUGGACAAGAACAAGUAUUUCCAACAAAAGAUGCUGCUAAUGAUAUGGAACAAUUACAACAUCGUAUAACACAAUUUCAAGAAUCAUAUCCACGUAUAGAAAAAUUUUAUGCACAAAAAUCUAAAGUAGCAGUUGUUGAUGAAACAAAAGCUGAUACACCGUUAGAUGAAGAACAAUUAUAUCAUGAAUUUUCUCGAGCAAUUGAAACACAUAUUAAUGAAGAAGAAGACAAAAUACGAAAAGCAGAAGAAGAUAAACAAAGAUCUGAACAAGAACGUUUAAUUCGAGAACAAGAAGAUGAAGAAGCUAAACGACGUACUGCAGAAGAAGAAGCAGUUAAAGCACAACAAGCAGCAGAAACUGCGGCUGCUGCAGCUGCUGAACGUGCUGCUCGAGAAGCUGCUGAAGCUGAAGCAGCUGCUAAGAAAGGUAAAAAAGGUGCUAAAAAAGCUCAAUCACCAGGUGCUAGUGCUGGAAAGAAAGGAAAAGCUGGCAAAAAAGGAGAAGAACCACCACCAGUUGUUGAAGCAGCACCACCUGAACCUCAAGGACCUCCACCACCAAAACCUGGUUCAGAAGAAUGGAUGUAUAUUCAAGAACCUAUUGAUCCAGAAAUUGCUGCGAUCCUUUCAAAUUAUUAUGAUGCAGUCGAAGUUAAUUAUAUAGAUGCAUGUAAAAUUGUAUUUCGUAAUGUUCGUUUUGAACGUUCUUAUUUAAUCGAUCAUUUUUACAAUGUCAAAGUUAGUUUUAAAGUUUUUCUUAAUCGACCUGAUUCAAAACAAGAAUAUGUUGAUGUUUUCGUCAAAGAUUUUAAUGCGUUACCAGAAAAUGCUCGUGAUGAUGAUGAAUUUAAACAAGAACUUCAUCAACGAGUAGAAGAUUUAAGUGAUACUUUACAUGAUAUAGCAACACAACGUAAAGAUGAAGCAGAAAAAGAACGUGAUACAAUUAUGAAUGAUGGAUGGGUUCCUGAUCAUUUAGGUCUUUUAACAAAUCAUUAUAUAACAUUAAUGCAAAAUGAAAUUGAUCGAUAUCAAGAUGCAUUACGUAUGCUUCGUGAUUACUAUAAAUCAAUGCAACAACCUAUUCCAGAUGAAAUGAAACAAGAAUAUGCUCGAUUACCAUUAUUUGAAUUAAUGGAAGCUGGUGAACGUCCAGCAUCUGUUGCUGAAAGUCUUGUUGAUUUUGAUCAAUCAAAAAUAAAUGCUACUCCAGGUGCUAGUACUGAUGACUCAGCUGCACAAGGUGAUGCAGGUAAAAAAGGCAAACGAGCUUCAUCAGCAGCUAAAAAUAGUAAACGAACACCGACACCACCGAAAUCUCCAAAAGGUGGAAAGAAACCAGCUGGUAAAAAAGAUAAAGAAGGUCAACCAUCGAUUGAAACAACUGUUCAAGAACCUAGUCAAGAACCGACACCGAAAAAUAUCAAACCUAAAUUACCAUUAGUACCUCGUCGACCACUAACAGCUUUUGAACCACCCGAGACAAAGAAACGCCCAAAUCAAGCGGCAGCAGCUAAAAAAAAGUUAGAAGAAGCUAAAGAUGGUGAACCAUCACCUGCACCUCCAGAAGAUAUUGACGAACGACUUGUCUUUGAUGCACAUCGUUUAGCUAAUCAAUAUGUUAAUGAAAUGCAAACCAGUGAACAAGCUAGUAUUGAUAUAGAUCCAAUAGCAAAUGCCGCUGCAGCCGCCGCUGCUGCAGCUGCAGCUGCUGCUGCUAGUAAGGAUGCUAAAGGUGGCAAAGGUGCUAAAGGUGGUAAAGAUGCCAAAGGUGGUAAAGGUUCAGCUGGAAAAAGUGGUAAAAAAGGAAAAAAAACAGAAGAAGCACCUGUAGAACAUGUCGUAGAAUUAACACCAGAAGAAAAGGCUAAAAAAGAAUUAAAAGCUAAAAUGAAAGAAGAAUUUUUAACUGCUCUUGGUCAUGAAGUCCGAAUUUGUCAAGCACGUUUAAUACUUAUUCGUGAUGUUGCAUCUCGAGCUAUUAUUAGUUUAAAAAGUAAAGCUGAUGAUACAUAUACACGUAUGUAUGAAUGGCUUGGAGAAAAAUAUAAACAAGAAACUGAAAGUAUUGAAAAUAUGGCGAAAAUAAUUCGAUAUGCAAUUGAAUCAAAAGAAAAAAUUGAACAACAACUUGUUCUCGAUAGAUAUUCAUUUUAUAUUGCUGAGGAUGUUGUUGUUGCUCCUCCACCAGUACCACCACCUCGACCAUCGCCUUUAGAACAAGUAAUGGGUGAACAAUUUACUAUUGAUCAAUUAAAAGAUCUUUUCAAACAAUUUUUAUUAACUGCACCAAGUGGUCUUCUUUCAACGAAAACAUUUAUUGAUUUAUAUUCAGAUCUGAUUUCAGUUACUGUCGGACAACGACCUUUACCUGAAGCAUGGACUGGUUUAGAUCAAAUACAAAUUGAAUCGUUAGCAACAAUGCUUUCAAAUGGUGCUGAAUUUAUUAAUUGGCGUUUAUGGUUAUUAUUUGCUUCUCAACCAUGGCCUCAUCCUUCGCAACAAGAUUUACUUAAUCUUCUCUAUACAUAUGCUGAACAUGAUACUGAUCAAUCAGGUUUCAUAUCUCGUUCAAUUUAUAAUGAAAUUCCAUUAUGGUUUUCAAUAGAACGUCCACCUACACCUGAAGAUCCAUCUCAACCACGUCCUUAUGAACGUGAACAUCAUUUGAAACAAUUUUGGUUUGAUUUAUUUGCAAUUGAUGAUCGUGGAACAUUAUUACCAUAUGAAGAUAUGCUCUUGUAUUUGGCUGCUGUACCUAAUCCAUUACAUGGUUUCUGUCGAGCAUUAGCAUUAGCUGAACGAACACCAAUGCCUACAUUAAAAGAACAAUUACCACAUCUUAAUAUGCAUUGUAGUACAUUGAAUACACAAGAAUAUGAACGAUUAUUAGAAAAAGAACGAGAACAAGCUCAAGAAAAUGAAAUUGAAACACCAGAUGAUGCUUUAAUUUCAGUUGAUGGAUUAUAUCAGGUUUUACAUCAUGGUGAACGUAAAUUUGGUGAUACACAUCGAUUUGCUACUACUGAAGAUCCAGAAGACUUCUCUUCAAAAGAAAGACUUUAUGCUGUUUGGGAUGAAAUGGAAUUAGAUCGUUCUUCGAAAAUCCUUCUAACUGCAUUACUUAAUCAUCCAGUUGUUGCAGAUAUGAUUGCUAAUUGUUGCAAAUAUCGAGCACCUGAUUUCAAACAAAUACUUCAUGCGAAACAAACCGAUGAAUUAUCUGGUGCUGAUUCACAUGGUCAUCGAACUCCAGAUCAAGUAUCUAGUUAA
Molecule: messenger RNA, 6153 nt
Organism: Adineta steineri
Lineage: Eukaryota; Metazoa; Rotifera; Eurotatoria; Adinetida; Adinetidae
Source: the annotation of a GenBank genome assembly